Molecule: messenger RNA, 2645 nt
Organism: Centrocercus urophasianus (Greater sage-grouse)
Lineage: Eukaryota; Metazoa; Chordata; Aves; Galliformes; Phasianidae
Product: leucine-zipper-like transcriptional regulator 1 homolog
Exons: 8
Coding region: 309-1682 (457 amino acids)
Cellular component (GO): Golgi apparatus
Molecular function (GO): protein binding
Source: RefSeq, a predicted model, not a curated record
CUGGGCGUGCUCCAGGGGAGGCAGAGCGGGCCGGCCGGCCGGGAUUCGCUCCCGAGUGAAAGCGGGGCGGUGAUGCUGCGGUUUUGUUUUUGUUUUGUGCCCAAAUCCAGAUGACGCGGUGAGGGGCGGUGCCCAGAGGGGAUGCGAGAACGGGCCCGGCGGCGAGGGCAGCGAUGCUCAGCAAACACCUCAGUGCACACGGCCAUCACCCAGAAGACCGAGGAGGGUCUAACCCCUGCCUGUGAUGCUGUGGACCCUCCCCUGGCACUCUGUGCAGUUGAUACUUGGAUAGGAUCCUACUUGUCAGCAUGAAAGGAAAAGCUGCACACUGCGACUGGAAAUGUUUAGCCCAGAGGAAGGCCUCUCCCUGCGAUCGAUACAAACACGCCUGUGCUGUCUGCAGAGGAUUUGUUUACCUCUAUGGAGGGCGGAACACCACCAGUCUCAGAGAUUUUUGGCGGUACAAUAUAGCGAGGAAUGAAUGGGAGCUGCUGGACUGCUCAGGAGAUGGACCAGAAGAACUGGAAGAACAUUCAAUGGUGGCUUACGAGGGCACCCUGUACAUUUUUGGUGGAAUGGUGGAUUCUGCUUUCACGCAAGCAAAAACCCCUCUCUGGAUAUAUGACACAGACUCUGCGAGAUGGACAGAGGGCCGCGACGUAGCAGCAGAGAUGGAGAGUUUGGCACCUACUAACAGAAAAGGCCACAGUGCAGUAGUGUACCGUGCCAGCAUGUACAUCUAUGGGGGAUAUGUUGGCAUCAGAGGCAUUUCACAGGAAUUUUGGACGUUCCAUUUUGAUACAAGGCAAUGGCUGUAUGUUUCCACCCUAUCUCACAACACUGGCCCAGGACCUCGGCACGGUCAUUCGGCAGUAGUUUAUCGUACAGCCAUGUACCUCUAUGGAGGGCUGGUGGGGCUGAGUGAACAGAAAGAUUUAUGGAAAUGGGACUUUGGAAACAGCAGCUGGUAUAACAUCAGAACAAGCCAAGGACCUCCUCCAGCAGUAGGUCACGCUUCAGUAGUCUUCAAAGACUCAAUGCUGGUUUUUGGUGGAGGGAUUUCCAACUCCAGUCCUAAUGAAGACCUCUGGAAGUACCAUUUCCAUACACAGACAUGGAAGAAGCUAAGUGGCGUUACAAAGGCAAACUUUUCUCCUAAAACAUAUCACUGCAUGCUAGGAAUUGGCGUUGGCUUUCAAACUACCUCAGAUUUCACUAACGCAUUCUCCAGACACUGGAAGAGUAAGAAGGAGCACCACCAGCUGGUGACCAUCCCAAAGCACUCCUACUUCUGCAGCUACUUUCGCCAGCAGCCUGCAUACCGAGCGUUCAGCAACGAGGACAGUGGUGCCAUUGAAAUGAAAACCUUUAGCUUCCCUCUGGAGCCAGUGGGUUUUUGUGCAUUUCAAACCACUUCAGAGGUGGAAGCAGACCCAAAGAGAGCAACAAGCAUUUUGACAAGGGAUGGGUCUGCCCCUCUGUUUCUCUCUUCUGAAAAAGAGACUUUUGCUGCUGCUGCACUUGUGGAACAAGAGGAGGGAACCAACUGUCAGCAUGCAGCUGCAGGAGAUGAAGUUAGCAGCGAUGCCAAUGUGCUGCUGCUCAUUGGAGGCAAACCUUUGUCCAGCUUCUCUGAAAUCUCAUUGUGGCAAACGGAGUUUGAUAGCUUGUCAUCUGUUUGAACGCAAAGCAAAAGAACAAAUCCCCGCCAAUGUGCUUAGGGGGCAACAAACCAACCAAACAGUGUUUUCAGUUUUCUGUCAGCUCACUGGGAAAAGAACAAAACCUUGUCACACAUGUUAUGCAGAGAUUUUUUUUUACAAUGUGAACAAAAACCUCUCUAUACAUGUAAGCCACAACUGACAUAAAAAUUACAGUUCCCAGGAGGAGCUUGUUGGAACUUAGCUGCCAUUGUUACUUUUCCCUUCUGAUCACCUAACAUCCUGAAGUCACUGUGGCUGAGGCUGCAUUGAAAAUCAGAUCUGCUGUAACCCCUACUGGCUCCGUAACUGCCAUUUGAAAUGUUUGCUCAUCUUGUGGUGUGCCAAGUAAAAGAUACACACCUCUAAAACUGCAGUGUAAUCCAGUUUGGGCACGUUACUCUCACGUGUGGCUAUGAGGGAUCUGAUGAAUCCUAAUGGCUUUUUCUUCAGAGAACCCUCUUUGCACAGUGUGUCCACAACAGCAGACAGCAUAUUGCAUUGAGUAUUUGAGCCUUUGCAUGGUUUAUUUUCUUUGUUUAAAACUUCAUGAGCAUUCACAUUCACCAAGAAAGGUGUUUUUUGGAGAGAGAACAUCGUCCAGCAUUUCAGGUAUUUCUGUGUAAGUUACUGAGGUAUCUGCCUUCAAGUUAUUGGCCUUCUGGUUGAAUCCAGCAUCCUCUAGGAAGAAAUUAUGAUGUUUGAAAGAAAUAUUUAAUAUUUCCAGUUUUUUUAAAAAGUAGUUCUCAAGAGUUUCAUAGGAAUUUUAAGUGGAAGUAUUUACAGAUACUUUCUUCAUCUUUUCACAAGUUGCUGUCCCAUGAAAUCGGUACAAAAAUUACAGAUGGGUUUACAAAAAGUUAUUUAAGGAUUACUUGGACCUUCAGUGACCUUUGGAAACUGAAUUGUAUGCUGCCAUAUAAGUAAAGCAUGCUGCACUUCCCA